AUGGCUACAGAGAAGAUAGGAGUGCUUACAGCACUCGAUUCUGCAAAAGUCCAAUUGUAUCAUUUCACAGCAAUUGUAAUAACUGGAAUGGGAUUCUUCACAGAUGCAUAUGAUAUCUUUUGCAUUUCCAUUGUUACAAAGUUACUUGGCCGUAUAUAUUACACACCGGCGAAUCACAGUGCGCCAGGCACAUUGCCUCCCAGUGUGAAUUCCGCUGUUACUGCAGCUACACUUUGUGGUACUUUUGCUGGCCAACUCUUCUUCGGUUGGCUUGGUGACAAAUUGGGACGCAAAAGAGUUUACGGUGUGACACUCAUGCUCAUGGUAUUUUGCUCCAUUGCAUCGGGACUCUCAUUUGGAAAAGAACCAGCUGGUGUCAUUAUCACACUCUGUUUCUUUAGGUUCUGGCUUGGCUUUGGCAUUGGUGGAGACUAUCCUCUUUCGGCUACAAUUAUGUCUGAAUAUGCUAACAAAAGGACUCGUGGGGGAUUUAUCGCUGCAGUUUUUGCCAUGCAAGGCAUUGGAAUUUUAUUUGGUGGGAUUGUUGGAUUAACUGUCGCAGGUGCCUUCAAUGACAAAUACAAAACUGUAAAGUUCAGUACAAAUCCAAUAAAAUCUCUGCCACCCCAAGCUGAUUAUGUUUGGCGCAUAAUUUUGAUGGUUGGAGCCAUUCCGGCCGCUCUUACAUACUACUGGCGUAUGAAAAUGCCCGAGACAGCUCGUUAUACUGCCUUGGUUGCCAGGAAUGCAAAACAAGCCGCGGCAGACAUGUCUAUGGUAUUACAUGUAGAGGUCCAACCCGAAAUGGAGGUACGGACAACUCAGGAUUCCUAUGGCUUAUUCUCAAUGGAAUUUGCAAAACGCCAUGGGUUUCACUUGCUUGGAACAGCUGUUUGUUGGUUCUUGGUGGACGUCGGUUACUAUAGUCAGAACCUUUUCCAGAAGAAUAUCUUCUCGGCAGUUCAUUGGCUUCCUGAAGCAAAAGAAAUGAGCGCUAUUGAAGAGGUUUACAAGAUUGCAAGGGCACAAACACUAAUAGCAAUGUGCGGUACUGUGCCGGGGUAUUGGUUUACGGUGGCCUUCAUUGAUCAUAUAGGACGGUUUGCAAUCCAGUUAAUGGGUUUCUUCUUCAUGUCUGUCUUCAUGUUUGGAAUUGCUAUUCCUUAUAAACACUGGACAUUGUCAAAAAAUCGUAUAGGGUUCGUGGUGCUAUAUGCAUUCACCUUUUUCUUUGCCAACUUUGGACCAAAUACCACAACAUUUAUUGUGCCAGCAGAAAUCUUCCCUGCAAGGCUAAGGUCUACUUGUCAUGGAAUAUCAGCUGCAACUGGGAAGAUUGGAGCAAUUGCUGGUUCAUUGGGGUUCUCAUAUGCUUCUGAAGACCGAAAUUCCACAAAGGAUGAUAAAGGAUACCCACGCGGUAUUGGAAUUAGAAAGACACUUCUUAUCCUCGCAGGGGUCAAUUUAGCGGGGGUAUUGUUUACCUUAUUGGUGCCUGAAUCCAAAGGGAAAUCACUUGAGGAGUUAACAGGGGAGAACGAAGAAGAAAUGGGAGAGACCAUUACUGCGUAG
This is a messenger RNA of Quercus lobata, 1572 nucleotides long. RefSeq names its product probable inorganic phosphate transporter 1-3. Gene Ontology annotation, molecular function: phosphate transmembrane transporter activity. The transcript has a single exon. The coding region runs from base 1 to 1572 and encodes 523 amino acids. Gene Ontology annotation, biological process: phosphate ion transport; transmembrane transport. NCBI's taxonomy places the organism in Eukaryota, Viridiplantae, Streptophyta, Magnoliopsida, Fagales, Fagaceae. The record is from RefSeq and is a predicted model, not a curated record. Gene Ontology annotation, cellular component: membrane.